AUGUUCGCCGAGCUCACCAAACUUCUGUCUCAGAAUUGCAGCCACUGGGAGGACAUGAACAGCGUUGCAGUUCCUCACCUGCGCAGCCUCUACACCAUUCUGGAGGCCACGAACUGCUGCUGCUCGGACCAACGAGAUACCCACAAUGCUGUUGUCAAAAAGGCCAAGGGCUCAGUUCACAUACGCCUCGACGCUGCAUGUGACUCCCAGUGUUCGUCAGCGGCUUCGUCAGUGGCGAUGCUUCAAAAUGGGUGCCUCGUGUUAAACCCCAAAGUCGAAGCCGAGUCCGUCAACUUUCGAGGGCAGCAAGCAUGCGCGGGUUUCGUCAAGCCACACAAGGACUAUACUUUCAUGUUUGAAAAGGUCUUUAGUGAAGAUAAGGACACUAAGGACGUCUUUGAGCGCACCACCAAAGAGAUGCUCACGACGCUUCUUGACGGCUACAAUUCUUCCGUUUUCGUGUAUGGUGCAACCGGAACUGGCAAGAUCACCAUGAUGGGAUCCGACGAUUGUCCCGGGGUAGUCUCCCUGACGGCAACUAAGGGCAUUGCCAUCUCCAACCUUUCUAUUCACAAGGUGAAGGAAUCUGGGGCACUGUUCGAAUUCCUCCAGAAAGGCAACAGGAACAGGACACAGCAUGCCACCCAUGCCAACUCAGAGUCGUCGCGGUCUCAUACAAUAUUUCAGAUUUACAUCACGCAGACUGAGAACGUGACCAGCACGAGCAAGGGGAUUCGCGUCUCCAAGAUGAGCUUUGUCGACCUAGCUGGCUCGGAGCGUGUCGCUGCCGUGACCAAAGACAUCAAGGACCAGAUACGCGAGGGCACCAAAGUCCACCUGUCGCUUCUGACCCUGGGCAACUGCUUUGAUGCCCUCUCCGAGGGUGGGGCUCAGCGGGUUCCGUACCGGGACUCUAAGCUGACCCACAUCCUGAAAGACUCUCUGGGUGGCACUUGUCGCACCCUCUUGAUGGCUUUCGUGUCGCCAUCCAAGCUCAGCUACACUGACACCCACAACACUCUCAAGUAUGCCGAGCGCGCCAUGAAGAUCGAACUGCAGGCCCAGAAAAAGGUCCACAACGUCAACGCACACACGCCUAUGUACAGCUCCCUCGUAGAGGAGUACAAGCGAAAGGUGGAAGGCCUUCAGCGCAAGCUCGACAAGGCAGAAAACGAGAAGUCCAAGCUCGAGAUCCAGGUGGUCGAGCUCAAAGAGAGCCUCGCGACGGCCAAGGAUGCCCUGCUUCGAGAUCAACAUACUGACGCCGGCAGCAUCGUUCCAGCUUCGCAUAACGAUACCCUGUUGACGACGUCCUUCCCCUCACCGAGCAUCGAGGCGAACGAGCGCAGCGACGACAGCAGGACGGCCUACUUCCUCGACACGGCCAGAAAGAUCUAUGCAGCACGAGCGAAGAUCAUUAGGCAGAUAUGGGAAAACGAAAACAUCAUUCGCGCCAGCGUGGUGAAGGAGAACUGGAAGCAGGAGAUGGCGAAGAAUGUCAACUUACUACAGGGCUCCACUGAAGACACUUUGAAGGUGUCUGAGCCCUAUCGUCACUUUUGA
This is a messenger RNA of Rhipicephalus microplus (southern cattle tick), 1563 nucleotides long. RefSeq lists its product as uncharacterized. NCBI's taxonomy places the organism in Eukaryota, Metazoa, Arthropoda, Arachnida, Ixodida, Ixodidae. The record is from RefSeq and is a predicted model, not a curated record.